UACGGAAGCCGAUUCGGUUCAAGCCGUGACAGCGGGUUCUUUCCCAGCAGGCAUUCCUCAUAUUGUACACAAUCAUCAUGGCGGCUCAGGAUGGAAGUGAGGGAGUAGAAAUGGAAACCGAAGUCAGCCUGAAAGCAUCAGAAGUCUCAUGUGACGUGAGCAGUAAAGGAGACGCAGCGGGGCUUGAGCGAGCCGUCCUGGCUGAUGGAGAAAGCUCCUCGCUGUCCCAGGUCCCCGCUGUCAGCAACGGAGACGACAGCGAGGAGGGGAAGGAGAUGGUGGAACUGAAAAUUAUUUGGAACAAGAACAAAUAUGAUCUUAAAAUGCCUUUAGAUGGAACUGGAGCGAAACUGAAAGAGAGAAUUCACACUCUUACUGGUCUUCCACCCGCUAUGCAGAAGGUGAUGUACAAAGGACUGCUACCAGAGGACAAAACGCUUCGUGAAAUUAAAGUUACAAACGGUGCAAAAAUAAUGGUGGUUGGGUCGACAAUAAACGACGUCCUGGCUGUAAAUACACCGAAGGAAGUAAUUCAGCAAGAAGUUAAAGCUGAGGAAAACAAAAAAGAGCCGUUGUGCAGACAAAAGCAACAUAGAAAAGUGUUGGAUAAAGGAAAACCUGAGGAUAUUAUGCCAUCAAUAAAAGGAGCUAAGGAGCGUUUACCAACAGUGCCUUUAUCUGGAAUGUACAACAAAUCUGGUGGAAAAGUACGGCUCACAUUCAAACUGGAGCAGGAUCAGCUGUGGAUUGGAACAAAGGAAAGGACAGAAAAAAUCCCGAUGGGGUCCAUCAAAAAUGUUGUGACUGAGCCAAUAGAAGGUCAUGAGGACUACCAUAUGAUGGCAUUUCAGCUGGGUCCGACGGAAGCCUCUCAAUACUGGGUUUACUGGGUGCCUGCACAGUAUGUUGAUGCAAUCAAAGACACAGUCCUCGGAAAGUGGCAGUAUUUUUAACGUGCCUCGUCGAUUGACACUGAAGAAUUGGGAUUUCACAAAACAACAACUUUAACUGGACCCCGCAUCAUGAUUUUGAGGAACUUUAGAUUUUUUUUCAAGCAUAUAAAAACUGAAGGAAUUCUGUCGGACAAUUUUUUUUCUUGGGUUUUAAGUGCACUAAAUGGCAUAAUCCGAUUUUUUUCAACCCGUCUCACCUAUUUUUUAAGCAACCCUAAGGAUAAAUAAAGAAUUGUACAGAACUUACAAAUACAUGUGAAAGAAAUAAAAUAUUAUUUAAGGAAAAUGAUUGAUGGACCAGGGAGAUUUUUAUCUUUGUACAGUUUAUUGGUGUACCAUCAUACAGUUCAAUCAAACCAAAGUUCAUAACAACUCAUUGUACUGGUCAUUGUUUAAAAAUACUUUGCCAUGCAAUGAUACCACAGUUAAAGUUAACUUAAAUAAAUUGGUAUAAAAUAAAUUGACUUAAGUCACUUUAAACUCAAUGAAUACUUUGAAAUCUCUGCUAUUUAAGAAUUAACAAUUAUUUAACGAUGAAUUAAGAAUUGAUGUACAGUACAUGUACUGGAGGUAAAUGAAAAAAUGGAAACACCUAUAAAAAGAGAGAGCCUAUAAAUAUCUUUAAUUGAUUUCUUGCUCAAAAAUAGCAAUUUAAUACAUAUUCAACUGAUUGUUAUAAUAUUAAAUGGCAUUUUAUUACAAUUAUCAUCUAAAAUAAUGAGACUGAUUCAUAUUAAAAGAACACAAAUGCCCAAUGCAUCAAAAGUGGAGAAGCUACUUGAUGAAAAAGUAUCGCUAUUAUCUUAGAAGGAUGUACGUGGACACUUCUGAGUGGGCACAAUUGGUUGAAGUCCAUUAAAUCUCCAACUUUCUCCUCUCACGUAAGUGACAUUUAACAUUGCAAUCCACAUUGGAAACUUCCAAACCUUUAACUGUCGCAUUUUGUGAAGGAAAUAAAAAUUGCAUUUUCAGAAGUAGCAAAAGUUCUACAUGUAUAACAAAUUUGAACUUGGAAUUCAGCACAUGAUACUCAUAUGGUUAUAAAAACAUGAAGGUUACUUUAAAGACCAAAUUCAGCUCCUGGUUAUGAAUACAAUACACCCCGAUUUUGCCAAGGUGUUUCCAUUGUUUUGUGAGCGUCCUGUAUGUUACCAACUGUGCUAUGUACCACUUUCUAAGCCACGAUGUUAGAUUUGUAUCCUUGCCUCUGUGCUUUCAUGACAACCUGUGACAUUAAGCUGUGCAUUCUGUGUUUUGCUGCCUGGCUAGCAACCUCAAAUAGGAUGUCAGAAAGAAAAGGUUGUUCAAUACAACUUAAUGCCAUAUUUUCUCAUAAGGAACAGUGACGCUGUUCCCAUUCUUUGAUUCUUUAUACAGCCAGGUCACACUUGUGCAAUGUCAAUUAUGGUGCUAACCAGUAAUAAGCAUUUUAUUAUUUUACAAUUAAGAGUAAGCAGCUCAACAAAGAUAUCCUCAUGACAGUAUUUAAUUGAAGCAGUAAUGUACGUGGCACAGACAGUGCUGACUCAGUGACGAUUUCUGUUCUAACACCGACAUGUGCCACUAAAGGCAACUUGACAAAUCAGAUGGAUAAAAUGCAGCCUGACUACGACUGAUUAUGUAAAUAAAGAACAUGAGUUAAUCCAA
Neoarius graeffei (lesser salmon catfish) is the source of this 2600-nucleotide messenger RNA. RefSeq names its product ubiquitin family domain containing 1 (gene ubfd1). Bases 78 to 953 code for a protein of 291 amino acids. The transcript has 7 exons. Gene Ontology annotation, molecular function: cadherin binding; RNA binding. The record is from RefSeq and is a predicted model, not a curated record. Lineage: Eukaryota; Metazoa; Chordata; Actinopteri; Siluriformes; Ariidae.